AUGGAGAUGUUAAAUCUGAUGAGGAGCAGGUUUCAGGUGCAAGAAAAGCGGGAGGACCGGCUGAGCGGCCUCCCCGCCGACGUCCUCCACUCCAUCCUCGGCGUGCUUCCGCUGAAGGACGCCGUCCGCACCAGCGCCCUCUCCACGAGGUGGGCGCACAAAUGGCUCCACGCGCUCGCCGCGUCGGCGGUCCUCGACUUCACCGACCGCGACUUGGUCCGCGGCCAGUCACCGGCGCAGAUCACGGCCACGGUGGACCGCGUCCUCGCGAUCCACGGCGCGGCGCCCAUCCACGUGUUCCGCGUGGCGCUGUCGCCGCUCGACGAGCUCGGGCAGAACGUCGUCGUCGGGUGGGUCGCGGCCGCCCUGGGGAGAGGCGCCAGGGAGGUCGGGGUGGACCUGGCGCGACGGGGCGUCCUAGACUACGCGAAAGGGCGCGCGUCCCUAUUGCAGCUUCCCGGGGACCUGUUCCAGGUCGAGAACUCGCUGUCGGUGCUUAGCCUGGGCCGGUGCAGCCUCCGCGACGUCCCUCCCGGGGCGGCGGGGCUCGCCGGCCUGACAUCCCUCUCCCUCGACCGCGUCGACGUCACCGACGAUGAUGUCCGGGACGUGGUCUCGGAGUGCCGGCUGCUCGAGUUCCUGAGCCUGAGGAGCUGCCACCUCCUCGUGUCGGUGAGGGUCGCCGGCGAGAGGCUGCGGGGCCUGGAGAUCGUGGGCUGCCUGUCCAUGCGCCAUCUGCGGGUGGCCGCGCCCGCGCUCGAGUCCUUGGCAUACCACGGGGAAAUCCUAUACUACAGAGACGACGCCUACGAGACUGCUCCCGUCGAGUUCAUCGGCAAAGAUAACACGAGGAGGAAUGGUUCGGAUGCGGUCACGCCGGAGCUACGAGACGCGUACCUGUCCCACCUCGGCUUGGGCGGAUACGACGAGCUGAUUCACGAGUUCGCCUACUCAGGCUUCUUGGAGGAGGUCGCCCAUGCCAGGAUUUUGACACUUUGCUCCGUGGGCUUACUGCACAUCGAAGAAACCCGAAUAUUUUACGAGCUCACUAUGUAUACCCCGAACCUAGAAGAAGUGCAGCUGCUUAUGGACACCAUGAGCGACGGUGAUGUCAAUCGUUUCUGUGGCUUCUUCGGGCUCACCGAACCGCCCCUCCUCGAGCGACUCUUCGUCCGGGUAAACAUCCUUUUCCUCGUCAAUGCCAUUCAUUGUCGCCUCAUCACAUCAGCGAAUUCUCGGAUCGUACUUGCAGCUCCCAGCCGCCGCUUGCGAGGACACUACUGA
Messenger RNA from Lolium rigidum, 1284 nucleotides. RefSeq names its product putative F-box/LRR-repeat protein At5g02700. The record is from RefSeq and is a predicted model, not a curated record. Bases 1 to 1284 code for a protein of 427 amino acids. Gene Ontology annotation, molecular function: protein binding. NCBI's taxonomy places the organism in Eukaryota, Viridiplantae, Streptophyta, Magnoliopsida, Poales, Poaceae. The transcript has 3 exons.